CGCGGGGAGCGGCGCGGGACGGCGCAGAGACGCGGAGAGCCCGGGCCCGACGCGCAGCUCGCCCGGCAGCCGGGGAGGGCCGGGGGGCCAAGUUCUCGGGGCGGGGUCGCCGGGGCUCCCCUCUCCCCGGCCGGGACGCCUGUCAGCCGGAUUGCACCGUGGGAUGUAGCACCCGUUGGCCACCUCCAGGACACCCGUCGGACCCUCCGCCCCGCGGCCUCACCUCUGCCCAGGUGACCCUGCUGGCCUCAGGACAUGCACAGCCACAGCCGCAACGGGCAGGCCCACGUGCCCCGGCGGAAACGCCGCAACCGCUUCGUCAAGAAGAACGGCCAGUGCAACGUGUACUUCGCCAACCUGAGCAACAAGUCGCAGCGCUACAUGGCGGACAUCUUCACCACGUGCGUGGACACGCGCUGGCGCUACAUGCUCAUGAUCUUCUCCGCGGCCUUCCUGGUCUCCUGGCUCUUCUUCGGCCUCCUCUUCUGGUGUAUCGCCUUCUUCCACGGUGACCUGGACGCCAGCGCGCCGGGGUCCGCGGCGGGGUCCCCAACGGGCAGCGGAGGCGCGGCGCCCUCGGCCCCCAAGCCCUGCAUCAUGCACGUGAACGGCUUCCUGGGCGCCUUCCUGUUCUCGGUGGAGACGCAGACCACCAUCGGCUACGGCUUCCGCUGCGUCACCGAGGAGUGCCCGCUGGCCGUCAUCGCCGUGGUGGUGCAGUCCAUCGUGGGCUGCGUCAUCGACUCCUUCAUGAUCGGCACCAUCAUGGCCAAGAUGGCCCGGCCCAAGAAGCGCGCGCAGACGCUGCUGUUCAGCCACCACGCGGUGAUCUCGGUGCGCGAUGGCAAGCUGUGCCUCAUGUGGCGCGUCGGCAACCUGCGCAAGAGCCACAUCGUGGAGGCGCACGUGCGCGCGCAGCUCAUCAAGCCCUACAUGACGCAGGAGGGCGAGUACCUGCCGCUGGACCAGCGGGACCUCAACGUGGGCUACGACAUCGGCCUGGACCGCAUCUUCCUGGUGUCGCCCAUCAUCAUCGUGCACGAGAUCGACGAGGACAGCCCGCUGUACGGCAUGGGCAAGGAGGAGCUGGAGUCGGAGGACUUCGAGAUAGUGGUCAUCCUCGAGGGCAUGGUGGAGGCCACCGCCAUGACCACCCAGGCCCGCAGCUCCUACCUGGCCAGCGAGAUCCUGUGGGGCCACCGCUUCGAGCCGGUGGUCUUCGAGGAGAAGAGCCACUACAAGGUGGACUACUCGCGCUUCCACAAGACCUACGAGGUGGCCGGCACGCCCUGCUGCUCAGCGCGCGAGCUACAGGAGAGCAAGAUCACCGUGCUGCCCGCGCCGCCGCCGCCGCCCAGUGCCUUCUGCUACGAGAACGAGCUGGCCCUCAUGAGCCAGGAGGAAGAGGAGCUGGAGGAGGAGGCGGCGGCCGCGGCCGCGGUGGCGGCCGGCCUGGGCCUGGAGGCCGGCUCCAAGGAGGAGGCCGGCAUCAUCCGGAUGCUGGAGUUUGGCAGUCACCUGGACCUGGAGAGGAUGCAGGCCACGCUCCCACUGGACAACAUCUCCUAUCGGAGGGAGUCUGCCAUCUGACACCCCCUCCCCGGGCCCGCCCUCACUUCCCAGAACCUCUGGGGGAGGGGGAGGGGACACCAGGACACCCUACCCACACUCAGGACAGAGCAGGCCCCUGGCUCAAGGGGCCUCCUGGAGGGAGACGGGGACUUAAAGGACUGGGGUACCCCUUCCUGCCACCUCCAGAGUACCAGCCAGGAUGGGCCAGGACCCCGAGGCUCUCGACCUGCCAGGGUUCUCCCGCCCUUAACACCGGAGGCGCUGGGACCCCAGGCCACCACCCUUUCACACUAACCCUUUGCUCUCAGAACCUUGGGGAAGGCGGCUGGACUGCUGGGGGGUGGGCGUGGGUUCUGGGGUGGGCCUGGGCUAGCUGGGGGGUGGGAGGGGGUGCGUUUCUUUGCAUGACUGUGGCCUGUUGCUCAUGACUUUCUUUUGUAAAUAUCUCUGGGGUGGGGGGGAGGCGGCUGGAGGCACCA
This is a messenger RNA of Elephantulus edwardii (Cape elephant shrew), 2051 nucleotides long. It is a transcript of the gene KCNJ4, whose product is annotated as potassium inwardly-rectifying channel, subfamily J, member 4. The record is from RefSeq and is a predicted model, not a curated record. Gene Ontology annotation, cellular component: plasma membrane. Lineage: Eukaryota; Metazoa; Chordata; Mammalia; Macroscelidea; Macroscelididae. The transcript is spliced from 2 exons. The coding region runs from base 256 to 1590 and encodes 444 amino acids. Gene Ontology annotation, biological process: regulation of monoatomic ion transmembrane transport; potassium ion import across plasma membrane. Gene Ontology annotation, molecular function: inward rectifier potassium channel activity.